Molecule: messenger RNA, 7961 nt
Organism: Diabrotica virgifera virgifera (western corn rootworm)
Lineage: Eukaryota; Metazoa; Arthropoda; Insecta; Coleoptera; Chrysomelidae
Product: high affinity cationic amino acid transporter 1
Exons: 14
Coding region: 246-3557 (1103 amino acids)
Biological process (GO): amino acid transport; transmembrane transport
Cellular component (GO): plasma membrane
Molecular function (GO): amino acid transmembrane transporter activity
Source: RefSeq, a predicted model, not a curated record
GUCAAUGACCGAUGACCGAAUGCGAAUGACCGAACUGUCAAUAAUCUUGUUGAAAUCAUAAGAUCAAAAUAAGAUUUAUUUUUGAUUGAUAACAAUAAAAACAAAAUUUUAUAAAUUUAAACCGUAUGUGGAUUAAUUUAAUAGUUCACAUUGAUCAAAAAUACAUGUUGAAAAUUAACAAUCAGUUGAAACAAUGAAAUGAUUAGGGAGGUAUCAGUAUAAAGUGCUCUAGGAUUUAGAAAAAAAUGUCAACAAUUUGGAAAGUGCUAACUAGGAAAAAGGAAAUUGAUACUGAAUCUGUGGAAGAGACAAGACUGUCCAGAGUUUUGGGCACUUUUGAUUUAACAGCCUUAGGUGUGGGCAGUACUUUAGGUGUGGGCAUAUAUGUUUUGGCAGGAAAAGUUGCUCUCACUGCGGGCCCCUCAGUGAUUUUAUCGUUUUUGAUAGCUGCUAUAGCGUCUGUUUUUGCAGGCCUUUGCUAUGCAGAAUUUGGAGCUAGAACUCCAAAGACAGGAUCAGCGUAUGUCUAUACCUAUGUGUGUGUAGGAGAAUUUGUGGCGUUUGUUAUAGGAUGGAAUCUUAUACUGGAAUAUGUCAUUGGUUCAGCUAGCGUGGCAAGAGGGCUUUGUUUAUAUUUGGACACGUUAUUGAACAAUACGCUCGAGAAUACGUUUAAGGAAAUCGCACCCAUAAAUGUUUCUUUUAUGUCAGAGUACUUCGAUUUUAUGGCUUUCGGAAUAUCAAUUGUUUUAGCGAUUGCACUAGCAUUUGGUUUGAAGGAAAGCAGCUUGGUUAACAAUAUUUUUACUUCAUUGAACAUAGGAAUCGUACUAUUUGUGAUAAUAGCAGGAUCACUUAAAGCUGAUUUCAAAAACUGGAACAUACAACCGAGUAAUACAACGAACGCAACAAACAUUGGCGAGGGCGGCUUCUUUCCUUUCGGCCUGGAGGGAACCAUCGCCGGAGCCGCCACCUGCUUCUACGGAUUCAUAGGAUUCGAUUGCAUCGCCACCACCGGAGAAGAGGUUAGGAAUCCGAGAAAAGCCAUUCCUAUCGCGAUCAUAGUGUCACUUGGCAUCGUGUUCUUGGCUUACUUCGGUAUUUCGACGAUACUUACGUUGAUGGUACCUUAUUAUCUGCAGGACGCUAGAGCAUCGAUACCAUACGCUUUCGAUCAAAUCGGCUGGGGUUGGGCCAAAUGGGUUGUCGCUGUUGGAGGGACUUGUGGUUUAUUGGCCAGCUUAUUCGGAGCGAUGUUUCCUCUACCCAGGAUAAUUUUCGCAAUGGCUUCAGACGGACUAGUGUUCAAAUUCCUUGGAAAGAUUAAUCCUCGAUUUCAAACACCUGUAAUCGGCACAAUUCUAGCAGGUGUACUGACAGGUUUGAUGGGAGCCUUAUUCGAUCUCGCGCAACUCGUCAAUAUGAUGUCCAUUGGUACUCUAAUGGCUUAUACAGUAGUAGCUGCUAGUGUAUUACUUUUGAGAUAUACAGAUGAGGAGAGGAGACAGUACGCUCCAGUGAGGGUUAAUUCGGAUUCUGAUGAUAACGAACUUUCGAUUUUUAGGUAUAGUGAUUCAGACCAGUUGACUCCUGAAAGGACCAAUACACGUUACAUAGCACAAUUUUUGAACUGUGGACGACAUUCUCAGCCGACGAAAAAGUCUCAAAAUAUUGUGGCUUUCAACGUUUUUCUUUAUUGUGUAACUUGCAUCUUUAUUGGUCUCAGUGCAAUAUAUUUAAAAAAUCCUAUAUCAGAAGGUGAAACGUGGGCUAUUGCGCUGGCGUCUACAGCUAUUGGUAUAGCAUGUAUCUUGAUCAUGUCCGUAGCUACACAGCCCGUUUCCAGACAGGAACUUAGCUUUAAAGUGCCCAUGGUGCCUCUUAUACCUGCUCUCAGUAUUUUAACCAACAUUUACUUAAUGUUAAACUUAGACUCAGAAACUUGGAUUCGUUUCGCCGUCUGGAUGGCCGUAGGCCUACCCACCUACUAUUUUUCUAUAAAAUCUCAAAAUCCCGAAGUGACAGAGACAAAAGUCAAACCUAACGAGCCUCUGGCAAAUGGUACCUCAAAUGGAGGAGAACAUUAUUACGAUAACGUUGCAUUUGUGGAGGAACUAACAGCUAAUGCAGAGACGGUACCCAAAAAGAAAAAGAAAGCUCCCGUUGCACCUCCAGUACUUGAAGAUAAAAUCGAAGACAAAAUCAUCGGAGAACUAGAUGAAAUGCUAGACAAAGUCGCAAAAGAUCUCGAAUUCGAUCGAAAAUCAUCAGUUGGUAGUGUGUCUGUAUCUAUGUCACGCGAAGAAAAUGUUGUUGCUGAUGUUCACUGUGAUAACGUCCUUAACCCCGCUGUUCCUUCCCCUCCAGAUCCAAAGCUAGAGCGUCCAACAACCCUAGCACUAACAACCAACGUGAACGACGAUGUAGAAUCUGCGGAAGUACAAAAGAAUGCCGUAGAAUUAAGAAGAUCUAGUUCUGUGGAUUCUCCAGCCCCUCCAGAUACUCCUGUAUCUUUCAAGUCGGCUCCUGUGUCGUCAGAUGAUGACCCAACUGCUAGUCCGGAGCAAAUCUCGCCAACACCUACUCCACCUCCUUCAGCGAAUGUUUCCCCUCUUCCCACUCCUAAAUUGGUAACAUUUACAAUUCCUCCUCCACCCCCAAUCCCUAUGCCAGAAAUCGUACAAGAAAGUAAGAAUAUUACAAAACAGGAAGCGCAGGAAGAGGAAAAAGAGAACAAACAUAAUUCUACCCUACCUAGAAUUACUUCAAACGACCCAGAAAUGCCAGAAAUCAUACCAGAAAGCAAGGAUAUUACAGAACAGGAAGCACUAAAGGAUAAAGAGCAAAAAGAGAACAAACACAAGUCUACUUUGCCGAGAAUUAAUUCAAAUGACAUUAAACGCAUCACACUGAAGUCUAUAGCCAAGAAAAGGGUGCAAAUAGAAGACCAGAAUAAAGCAGACGAACCUGACGACGAUAAUCUUAAAUUGGGCUCAGAAAGAGCUAAAUCGUUUAAAGAAAAACUUUCGAACAAACUAGCAGAAGUCCCAAUGACACCGUUCUAUAUAAUGCCUAGGAAAAAACAAGCUGCUCCCAAGCCUCCUCAAGAACAUAAAAAGAACGAGAAUGUUCUGGAGGAAAGCAUCAACAAGGACCAAGCAAGAGAAAAACUUGGGCUCUUUGUUACAUCUAGAUUGAGUUGGUUGGAUCCGUCUAAGGAAGGCUCACCAGUAACAAGUGCUCCACCUAGUCCCAACGUAGAGAUCGAUCUCCCAUCAACUCCUAGCGCUGAGACCCACGAUGUUGAUGAACCAAUAGUGGAAGCUGUCGACAAAGACUACAUGGCACAUCAGAACAGAAUGAAGAACGUUUUUAGAAGCUUGAAAGUUGGAGAAUUGACUAAAGAACCCAACACUUCGGAACGGAAUUUUAAGUCCCUGGAUCAUAGAGAACACAAAGUUGAUGACAAAGACAAGCACAAGCAAGCUAUGUCGGAAAUUUUUAAAACCAUCCAGUUGAGGAGGAAAGCUAGUGCUGCGCAACAGUCGAAGGUAUAGAUUCGUCAAUUAUAGCUUCAGAACAACAUAUAGAUUCGUCACUAAGAAACUGGAAUACACAAGUUGGUUCAGAAGCACUGUUGAAGAUCUGAUUUAUGAAAUUGAAAAUUGAAACAACAAAACAAGAGAUUAUCGAGAUAGAUCUGUUGCUGCAGGAAAAUUGAUGGUCGUAGCUCACGACUUGUGCAACUGCAUAGAAAAUGUAUAUAAUAAUCCAAAUCCUUGUUCCUAACCGAUUUUUGUGCUUUUUUGCUUUAUACCUGUAUUCUUUCUGUUUAAAAAGUGCUGGUUUUAGUAAAUUAUAGAACAUCUAUCAAUAAAACACUGAUAACUUUUCUUUUCAAUACUUCCACAAAAUUUAUUAUAAGUUAAUCUCACUACAUACAGAGUGGUGUAUACAAACGCAUGUGGUGACUGUCCAAAAAAAUUACAUUAGUCAAACAGGCAGAACCUUUAACAUACGAAUAUCAGAACACAAAAGAGCUUUCAAUAACAGAAAAACAGAUUCUACGUACGCACUUCACCCUAUACAUCAAAUUAUUCUUUUAUUGAACAGUUUUAAAUUCUUCAUAUUAAAAAAGGCCUUAAGCUAUCUUUAUUAGAAUCUAUGGAAAUUAUUCAAUUAAAAAAUACAGAUAAAAUACAGAUUAAGUAUUAUAAUGCCAAACAGAUAUUUUUUUGAAAUAUACUUAGGGUAACAUAUAUAGAACAUUUUUUAUAAUAUUUAUUGAAUUAUAAUUUACAAAACCAGCACUUUUAAACAGUACCUUCGUGAUUUUUUCCUCCUGUUGCUUAAGUACUGUCUUUAAUGCUUAAAAAGGUCUUAAAAAUGACUCUUCCAAAAAAUUUUGAGAACAUAACCUAAUUUUUUUGAGACCUCUGCUUUUUCUAACAAACUAUCUUGUUUUUCCAGUUUUUAUGAGCAAUAAGAAUGUAUUAGGCUUCUAUCGGUAUAUAUACAACUGCUGGUCAGUGUUUUUACCAAAGAUAAUGAUAGAUUCAAAUACAUUGGUAUUGCAGACAGGUACCAUUGUCUGGUAACAAAGAAUAACAAUUAGACGUUAACAUGGUACUGUUUGAAAGUUAAGAAUAUCUUCGAGAAAAUAUUUGAUAUUAAAGCAUUCGUGUUGAAUAUUUAACAUGGUAAUAUAGUACCUUUCUUUCAAAUGGGAUAGGCAGAAAUAGGACAUUUUAUAUCGUCAACAGCACUAUAAGUACGUCCCUACAAAAGACAAUAAAACAACCCAAACAGAAACAGAUCAAAGAGUGCUAGUUUAUGCUCUCUUUCUAUUUUGAUUUUUCUUUCUACUAUUAUUUAUUUCAUAUUGUUUUGAUGCUACACAUAAUAGGGAUAUAACUCUAUAUAGCCCGGGAGGUAGUGUCAAAUUUAACCGGAGCAUUUUAGCAUGGCUGUUUUCUUUUUAUUUAGUUAGGUGUUCCAAAGCUUAUUAACAAAUAAUGAUGUGUCAGCUGACCCAAAACCGGGGAUGUUAGCCAAGAAAAGGUAAAAUGUCAAACUUGAUGGAAAACGCUACAACUUAUAUGUCAAAUAUUUAUCUACGUGACUUAUGUGUAUAAUAGCCAAGAGUACCUAGCUACUGAAUAGGCAUAAUUUGUUAAUGUGGUUUGAAAAAAAUUAAAAGAAAAAAAAAUAAUAUAUAAAAAACAUAAAAAAUAAUAACAAAAAAUAAUAAAUAAAUAAAAAAAAUAGAAACAAAAAUAAAAAAGAAUAGAAAAAUAAAAAAAAGAAGUAAAAAAGUGUUUCGAAUAAAUUAAAAUAUAUAUUAAAAAAACAGUAAAAUAAUUUAAAAAAACAACACAAUGUACCAUGUAUCUAUAAAAAUAAUAUUGUAGUAUGUACUUAUGUUAUGAAAUAAGAAAUUUAUGACUAUGAAUCUGCAGUCAAUUACAAACAAGUCUGGCUAAUUGACUCUGUCAAAGCCAUUUUUCAAAAAAAAAUACCUAACUACUGGCUUUCACCAAGACGACUCGGGUUCAAUUCCUGGCCCUGAAAAUCUUUUUUGUUUUUAAAAUUGACAUUUUGAUUUGAAAAAUAAUUAUUUUUUGAUAAUACCACGUUUUUAUUAUUUAUACGACACAAUAUAAAAAAGUCUGUAUGUCUUUUAUAGAAUCGUAAACUUUGCAUUUGAUCAUUUAGAUUCAGCUGACCCUUUUUUCUUACAAUCUAAAAUUCAUAAAUUAAUGAUUUAUACUUUUUAGGGCCGGUUGUUCGAACGCUAAUCAACAAUGAUCACUAUCAAAUAUUUAAUUACUGUCACAACUGUCAAUGUCAACUGUGGUUGGGUUGCUGAAAACAUAAUUGAUUAUAAUUAUGAGAUUAGUUAAUCAAUUAACAUAACAAUUAUUAACAUAAUUGAUUAACUAAUUUCAUAAUUGUAAUCAAUAAUUAUGUUUUCAGCAACCCAAACAAAGUUGACAUUGACAGUUGUGACAGUAAUUAAAUAUUUGAUAAUGAUCAUUGUUGAUUAGCGUUCGAACAACCGGCCCUUAAUCUUUGCCAAACUACAUAGUUCAAGAAUAUUUUUUUAUUAUUAAUUAGCUGACCCGGCAAACUUCGUACCUCCUUAGAACUAAAAAAUAAUGUUUAAAAGUUAAAUACCUAAAAAUUACCAGAAAGCCAUAAAAUACUCAAAAAUAUUGCGUAUACUUUUUUUCUAAUAAACAAUGUUGUUUUUGUGGUGUCUGCUUAAAUAAUGAUUACUUAGAUUGGUCGUAUUAACUCAGAAACCUUCCCGGGUUCAUGUACAACAACUUUGCUUGAGGACAUCAUAUGAUCAAACGUAUAGUUUACGAUUCGAUAAGGGGCAUACAGACAAACAUUUAUUUUUAUAUAUUAUAGAGAACAAGGAAAUAUUUAAAUUAAUAAGGGGUUGGUGAUAGAAAAUUGAAAAAUUAAGGUCCAAAAAAAUAAAAAAGAACGUCGGAGUUUUAAAAAGUUUUUCACUUAGAUUGAAAGAGAUAAAUACUUAACGGAGAUAAAUAUUUGACAUAUAAGUUGUAGCGUUUUUCCAUCAAGUUUCACAUUUUGCCUUUUCUUGCCUAAUCCCCGGUUUUGGGCCAGCUGACACAUCAUUUGUUAAUAAGCUUUGGAACACCUAACUAAAUAAAAAGAAAACAGCCAUGCUAAAAUGCUCCGGUUAAAUUUGACACUACCUCCCGGUCUAAUAGUUUUGACAGUCUCUUAUUACCCUUCUUGCGCACUGCUACAAUUAUUGCAUUUGACCACUCUCUAGACAUUUUUUUUCUUCCAAAGUAUAUUUGGGAUGUAUAAUAAUCUUUUCUGGACUAAUUUCAUCACUCCCGGGACUUCCCCAGUCUUUAUCUGUCCUAUUGCUUCGGAUAGUUCUUCCUGUAUAGAUUCUGUUUCCUCGGUGUUUUCCUCGGAUCCGUCAAUUACGUUGUUUUCAUUUCCCUUUGCUUUUCCGUGCUCUUCAUUCUACAGUUGUUCGAAAUGUUUCCUCCAUCUCUCCAUUAUAUCCGUAUCGUCGAUUAAUAUUGCUCUUUUAUUGGUAAUUAUUUGUCUUAGCUUAAUUUCUUUGUUGCUUCGUAAGUUUUUCAGUGUUCUAUAACUGAAAACUAUGUUUCUAUAACUAUGUCACGUGACAAAUAUCAGAGUUUUGGAGCGAAAUUUCAAGUGGAACAUAACAUUUUUAAUGUCCUCCAAAAAUAGUCGACAUUUUUAUCGCAGUAUAUUUUUCUGAAUGUUCUUUCCCUUCCACUAUACUGGUUUCCGUUGUAUUAUUUCUGAUUCUUGUUCUCAUCCCUACACUUUUCUUAGUUAUAUCAUCUCACUUAUCUUCACCUCUUUACUUUUAGUCUUCCUUAAGCUUCUAGUCCUGCUUAACAUUCAUAUACUUUUUCUUCUCUUACUUUUUUCCUACUUCUUUACUUUUUUCUCAACAUGUGCAAUAUUUAAUGGACAAACGGAGCUCAAACAACACAGUAACUGUAGAUUAUGUAGUUGUUGGUGCACGGGAUACCAAACUCUUGAUGUACAUUCAAUGAAAACAUCGAAAGUCAGACAAAUAUAGUCCCUAGAAGAUCCACGGAGGAUUUUCUUUUUGAUAAUAUGCUUGUAUGUCAAAUAUUUGUCUAGAUAUUUGAAGUUGUUGUCAUACUCAUCAGAAAUGAUCAUGCAUCUCGUUGAUAUUAAUGUUUUGUUUUGUUUUUGUAUGAGUCUUUCUAGUAUUAAGUUGUUUACAGGUUUGUCAGUGUAUAUAUGCUAUGGUCUUCCAAAUAGUCUACGCAACUACAGAGAUUAUGAACGGCUAGACUAAAAAUAUGAUUAUAUUUUUAAUAUAUUAUGAUUUUAAUUUUAUUUGUAUACAUAGUCGGAUAUACAUUUUAUAACUUAUACCUAAUAUAUUUAUAUUGAUAGUUUUA